Molecule: messenger RNA, 312 nt
Organism: Chenopodium quinoa (quinoa)
Lineage: Eukaryota; Viridiplantae; Streptophyta; Magnoliopsida; Caryophyllales; Amaranthaceae
Exons: 2
Coding region: 1-312 (103 amino acids)
Molecular function (GO): zinc ion binding; nucleic acid binding
Source: RefSeq, a predicted model, not a curated record
AUGUCUGAUGCUAAAAAGACUAUGAAUGAGUUGCAUGUUAUGCUAGUUAGUGUAGAGAAGAAAAUCCCUAAGGACGUUAAGAAAGUGGUUCUUAUGGUUCGGAAAGGGAAGGGGUUCAAGAAGAAGGGGCAAGGGUCAAGUGCCAAGAGAAAGGGAAAGAAAGUUGCCAAGGCUCCUGAAAAGCCCAAGCUUGCAAGUGAAAGUGAAUGCUUUUAUUGCAAGAAGAAAGGGCAUUGGAAGCGCAACUUCGAGAAAUAUCUUGACUACCUUAAGAAGAAUGGAGCAUCAACCUCAGAAGCUGCAAAGAAUUGA